Molecule: messenger RNA, 661 nt
Organism: Pteronotus mesoamericanus
Lineage: Eukaryota; Metazoa; Chordata; Mammalia; Chiroptera; Mormoopidae
Gene: ARL5C
Product: ADP ribosylation factor like GTPase 5C
Exons: 6
Coding region: 1-540 (179 amino acids)
Biological process (GO): intracellular protein transport; protein localization to Golgi membrane; vesicle-mediated transport
Cellular component (GO): cytoplasm; trans-Golgi network
Molecular function (GO): GTP binding; GTPase activity
Source: RefSeq, a predicted model, not a curated record
AUGGGACAACUGAUCACCAAGAUGAUGGGCAUCUUCGGGAAACAGGAGCACAAGGUUAUCAUCGUGGGACUGGACAAUGCAGGAAAGUCCACCAUUCUCUACCAGUUCCUGAUGAAUGAGGUGGUCCAUACGUGUCCCACCAUUGGUAGCAACGUGGAGGAGAUUGUCCUGCAAAAGACCCACUUCCUCAUGUGGGACAUAGGGGGACAGGAGGCUCUGCGCUCCGCCUGGCACACGUACUACUUCAACACUGAGUUCGUCAUCCUUGUGAUUGACAGCACAGACCGGGAGCGGCUGCUGACCACUCGGGAGGAGCUGUAUAAGAUGCUGGCCCAUGAAGCUCUGCAAGGGGCUUCCGUGCUGAUCUUUGCCAACAAACAGGAUAUGAAGGACUCCAUGACCACUGUGGAGAUCUCCCAGUUCCUCACCCUUAGUGCCAUCAAAGACCACCCGUGGCACAUACAGGGCUGCUGUGCCCUCACUGGGGAAGGGCUGCUUGCUGGGCUGCAAUGGAUGCAAUCUCAGGCCACUGCCAACUGAUGUCCCAGCCCGGGACCAACCGGAAACUUUGAGGUUUUGCAUGGACUACAUGGGUGGAAAACCCAAGUGACUGUUUAUUACUUUCGACGGUUCUCAGGUGGGAGCAGGGGCUGGUAUGGAC